AUGUCGGGGUAUAAAGGAGGCAAAAGCCCCCGGCCACCAGCAGCCCCAGGAGGGUACCCACAGGGCUGCUGUUUGCAGGGAGGCCUGGCCCCCGCCCUGAAGGAUGAGGCUUCUGAGCGGGGAGGGGGCGGCAGCCUGGUGUGCCCGCGCCCCUCCCGCUUCCGGCCGCAGCCCCUGCCUCCAGGCCUCCCGCGCUCCCCCGCCCCCGCGCGCCCCGUCACUUCGGGGAAAUGGGAGGCUCGGAGGCUGCAACCAGGCCAUCGCCCCGCACGCCCCGGGGUCCCCGCCCCAGUCCCUGCGCCCCGCGCCCCCACCCCCUCCCCCCCGCCCCGCUUGCCUCCGCCGCAGUCCCCGCCCCCGCGGCCAGGCCCCUCCCUCGGAUUCUCCGCCUCUUACCGGGGCCUGCAGCGGUCGGGGGUCACGGGGCCCCCCCAGGGACCCUCUCGACAACCACAGUCCCGCCGGCGGCCCCCGGGGCGCACCAGGAAACGUGUCGGCCCCUCCGAAGACACCACCCGAGCCGUCCGGACGACUCUGGCCCGCUCGGCCGCUCGCCAGGCGCAGACCCUCACCUCCUACCCCGGCCCCACCGGCUCCCGGAGAGAGGCGCCCGGCGGCCCUGCGCCGAGCCCUCCGGCCGUGCGUGGGCCUGCGGCGCCACCUGGUGGCCGCGGGGACAGAACGCGGCUGCAGGGACAGCGAAGGGUAGGGGUGGGGGCGGCCGCCGGGAGAGGAGGCAGCGGGGACUCGCUGGACCCGGGUGCGGGGUCUUGUUUCAGCCCGCGGCUGCUGGCCCAGCGCAGAUGGAUUCCGACCGGCAGACACGGCCGGCGGAACGGUGGCUGGCCGAGCCCUGCUGCCGUGGGUCAGGGCCAGGGUCUGCGGGAGGGGACUGCUGAUUUCCCCCAGGGAGCCGGCCAGGGAGGAUGGACGCCCUCCCCCGCCAAUGCGCUGGGGACCCACCGGGAGGAAGGACCAGGCCCUACCCUCAUGAAGCUUAAAGCAUAUACAUCAACUGACCCCGCGUCCCCGCGCUGCGCGGGCCGGCGCGCCCAGGUGGAUGCGCGCGCGUUGCGUGGAGACCAGCGGCGGGCACACCCUAACACGCCGGCCCCGCCCCCCGCGCCGUGGAUUGGCUCCCCGCAGGCUUGCCGGGCCCGGAUUGGCUCGCGCGGCGCGGCGGCCGGACCCGUUUCACGGUGGGUAGCACCGCAGCGUGGAUGCUGCUCCGUCCCGCCGAGGCCCCCAGGAGCUUGGAGCCCGAGCGGCCGGGCGGGGCCGGGCGGGGACACCGCCGGCAGCCGCUCCGCCGCCCACCCCGUGCCCUCGGCCAAGGGCAGCCCGGGGCCGCGGCCGCACCCUGGGGCCGCGGGCGGCGGACAAAGGGCCAUGCAGGGCCGGGGGACGCGGCGCGGGGCGCGCUGGAGCGGGGGGCCGCGGCGGCGCCGCUGA
Molecule: messenger RNA, 1452 nt
Organism: Lipotes vexillifer (Yangtze River dolphin)
Lineage: Eukaryota; Metazoa; Chordata; Mammalia; Artiodactyla; Lipotidae
Product: collagen alpha-1(III) chain-like
Exons: 3
Coding region: 1-1452 (483 amino acids)
Biological process (GO): actin filament polymerization
Cellular component (GO): actin filament
Source: RefSeq, a predicted model, not a curated record